This is a messenger RNA of Cadophora gregata, 1536 nucleotides long. RefSeq lists its product as uncharacterized. The record is from RefSeq and is a predicted model, not a curated record. The transcript is spliced from 6 exons. Gene Ontology annotation, molecular function: FAD binding. Lineage: Eukaryota; Fungi; Ascomycota; Leotiomycetes; Helotiales; Ploettnerulaceae. Bases 1 to 1536 code for a protein of 511 amino acids.
AUGAAGGAUUCUUGGAUUGAUACACUUUUACUUCCUCUGGUCGUUACAGCAGUUCCACAAAGUCUACCGGCAUCCUCCUCACCCCUCUCGGAACGAUCCAUAAGUUCCGGAAUAUGUUGCGGUGCCUUAAGUAUCGUCAGUCCGUGGAAGACAGUUUAUUCUAAAUCGACAGCUUACAAUUCGUCAAUGGAAGGAUUCUGGUCUCUUCAGACGACGUUUGACACACCGACUUGUAUAUUCAAGCCUACCUCCAACACUGAUGUAUCGCUCGCCGUGAAGACUCUGAGUUUACUGAAAUGUCAGUUCUCCAUCAAGGGAGGUGGCCACACCCCGUGGGCCGGAGCUGCGAGUAUCAAAGAUGGCGUCACAAUUGACAUGACUGGUAUGAGUGCUGUAACUGUCAGUGGUGACCAAAAGGUUGCUUCAAUUGGCGCCGGAGCUCGCUGGGGAAAAAUCUACUCAGCACUCGAAUCACAAGGGCUCAUGGUCGCAGGAGGACGUGACCCCGAUGUUGGCAUUGGCGGACUAGUUCUCGGCGGAGGAUAUUCCUGGUUCACGUCGACGAUGGGUUUCGUAGCCGACGGCGUCGUCAACAUAGAACUGGUUCUUGCAGACGGGUCAAUCGUCAAUGCAAACUCCACUUCCAACUCCGACCUCUUCCAAGGACUGAAAGGAGGGGGAAACAACUUCGGUGUUGUCACUCGCUACGAUCUGAGAUCCUUUCCGUUCGGUCAGAUGUGGGGUGUGAUUAGGAUCUUCUCAAACGUCACGCAAGAUCAGCAAAUUGCGACGUUUGUAAAUUUCACGGAUAAUGCGCAUGCGGAUACGCAUGCCAACCUGAUCAAUUUCUGCUCGUACAGCUCGGAGACGAAAUUUCAUACGAAUUGGAAUGUACUUGACUACACACUGCCGGUCGAGAAUCCUCCGAUAUAUGCUGAGAUCGACGCCAUUCCUGACGCCGUUGCUGAUACGACCAGGAUUUCUUCCCUCUCUGGCUUAACCGAAGAGCUUUCUUCUGCCACUCAAAGAGUCAGGAACAUCUUCGUGACUGUCAGUUUUGCCAAUGAUGCUGCGAUGUACAGGUCUGCGGUUGAUAUUUCGAAUUCCUAUCUGAAAGAAUUCCUGGACACGCCUGGUUUGGUCUGGUCACUCCUUUUUCAGCCUAUCCCUCGCAUCGUAAGCGACGCUUCCAUAAAAGCCGGUGGCAACGUCCUCGGCGUCGACCGCAACAAAGACAACAUCAUCAUGUACCUCCUCUUCAUCUCCUGGACCGAUGCCAAAGAUGAUAAGGCUCUCCACGCAGCCGCCUACUCCGUAAUCGACGAGAUCAAAGCCAAGUCCGUGGAAACCGGAACUGAUAAUCCAUUCAUCUACUUGAACUAUGCUGGAGAAUUCCAAGACCCGCUUGGUGGAUAUGGCAAAGCUAAUGUGGCGAAGAUUGCGGCGCUUUCGAAGAAGUAUGAUCCGCAGGGUGUUUUUCAGAAACUGGUGUCUGGAGGGUAUAAGAUUACGAAGGCUAAGCCGACGACGCCGUAG